Messenger RNA from Callithrix jacchus (white-tufted-ear marmoset), 4448 nucleotides. It is a transcript of the gene ATP6V0A1, whose product is annotated as ATPase H+ transporting V0 subunit a1. Gene Ontology annotation, biological process: vacuolar acidification; proton transmembrane transport. Lineage: Eukaryota; Metazoa; Chordata; Mammalia; Primates; Cebidae. Gene Ontology annotation, molecular function: proton-transporting ATPase activity, rotational mechanism; ATPase binding. Gene Ontology annotation, cellular component: vacuolar proton-transporting V-type ATPase complex; vacuolar proton-transporting V-type ATPase, V0 domain; plasma membrane. The record is from RefSeq and is a predicted model, not a curated record.
AGGGAGCGGCCCUCGAUGGACAUAGGAAAUUCUUCCAAGAGCCCUCUUAAUUGUCAAAGGAAUUAGCAGGGACCUUAAGUCUUCGAGAUAAAAUGGGGGUUCGUCCCCUCCUCGGGCACCCCUCCUCUGUCCUUAGGAACCGGAGGCUCACUGUCCUUUGGAAGCCCUGAAUCCCUUCCCUGUUUCAAGAGGUCGGCGGAGGAACCGGAGGUUAUUGGAUAGGCAGAAGAAUUUAGAAGGCUUCUUAAAGUGUCUCUCAGUUUGGAGGCUUUCCUUUCCUUUUUUCCCAUCCCGAGGUAGAUAUGCCUCGGUCCAGAGAAUUCCUGCUCAUUGGGUAGACAGGAAAUGAAGCAGGUUGGAGAGAAAUCCAGGUACUCAGUUGACUGGUACUUUCUGCCACCAUGGGGGAGCUUUUCCGGAGUGAAGAAAUGACACUGGCCCAGCUUUUUCUACAGUCAGAAGCUGCUUAUUGUUGCGUCAGUGAAUUAGGAGAACUCGGAAAGGUUCAGUUUCGUGAUUUAAAUCCAGAUGUGAAUGUUUUCCAAAGGAAAUUUGUGAAUGAAGUUAGAAGAUGUGAAGAAAUGGAUCGAAAGCUUCGAUUUGUUGAGAAAGAGAUAAGAAAAGCUAACAUUCCAAUUAUGGACACCGGUGAAAACCCAGAGGUUCCCUUCCCCCGGGACAUGAUUGACUUAGAGGCCAAUUUUGAGAAGAUUGAAAAUGAACUGAAGGAAAUCAACACCAACCAGGAAGCUCUGAAGAGAAACUUCCUGGAACUGACUGAAUUAAAAUUUAUACUGCGCAAAACUCAGCAAUUUUUUGAUGAGGCUGAAUUGCAUCAUCAGCAGAUGGCGGAUCCAGACCUGUUGGAAGAGUCCUCAUCCCUCUUGGAGCCAAGUGAGAUGGGAAGAGGCACGCCUUUAAGACUUGGCUUCGUGGCUGGUGUCAUUAACCGGGAGCGCAUCCCUACUUUUGAGCGCAUGCUUUGGAGAGUGUGCCGGGGAAAUGUGUUCCUGCGACAGGCUGAAAUCGAGAACCCCCUGGAGGAUCCUGUGACUGGUGACUACGUGCACAAGUCUGUGUUUAUCAUUUUCUUCCAAGGCGAUCAGCUGAAAAACAGAGUCAAGAAAAUCUGUGAAGGGUUCCGAGCCUCACUCUAUCCCUGUCCUGAGACACCACAGGAGAGGAAGGAAAUGGCUUCUGGAGUGAAUACCAGGAUUGAUGAUCUCCAAAUGGUUCUGAAUCAAACGGAGGAUCACCGCCAGAGGGUUCUGCAGGCGGCUGCUAAGAACAUCCGUGUCUGGUUCAUCAAAGUGCGGAAGAUGAAGGCCAUUUACCAUACCCUGAACCUGUGCAACAUAGAUGUGACUCAGAAAUGCUUGAUUGCAGAGGUCUGGUGCCCUGUCACCGACCUUGACUCCAUCCAGUUUGCACUCAGAAGGGGCACGGAACACAGUGGUUCCACUGUACCUUCCAUUCUGAACAGGAUGCAGACGAACCAGACUCCCCCAACCUAUAACAAAACCAACAAGUUUACCUAUGGCUUUCAGAACAUAGUAGAUGCUUAUGGAAUUGGAACUUACCGAGAGAUAAAUCCAGCUCCAUAUACGAUUAUCACUUUCCCUUUUCUAUUUGCUGUGAUGUUUGGAGACUUUGGUCAUGGCAUUUUAAUGACCCUUUUUGCUGUGUGGAUGGUAUUGAGGGAGAGCCGGAUCCUUUCCCAGAAGAAUGAGAAUGAGAUGUUUAGCACUGUGUUCAGUGGUCGAUACAUUAUUCUGUUGAUGGGUGUGUUCUCCAUGUACACUGGCCUCAUCUACAAUGAUUGCUUUUCCAAGUCUCUUAAUAUCUUUGGGUCAUCCUGGAGUGUACGGCCGAUGUUUACUUAUAAUUGGACGGAAGAGACACUUCGAGGGAACCCUGUUCUACAGCUGAACCCAGCCCUCCCUGGAGUGUUUGGUGGACCAUACCCUUUUGGCAUUGAUCCAAUUUGGAACAUUGCUACCAAUAAACUGACCUUCUUGAACUCUUUUAAGAUGAAGAUGUCUGUUAUCCUUGGUAUCAUCCAUAUGCUGUUUGGAGUCAGCCUGAGCCUAUUCAACCACAUCUAUUUCAAGAAGCCCCUGAAUAUCUACUUUGGAUUUAUUCCUGAAAUAAUCUUCAUGACUUCUUUAUUUGGCUAUUUGGUUAUCCUUAUUUUUUAUAAGUGGACGGCCUAUGAUGCUCAUACAUCUGAGAAUGCACCAAGCCUUCUGAUUCAUUUCAUAAACAUGUUCCUCUUUUCCUACCCAGAGUCUGGUUAUUCAAUGUUGUAUUCUGGACAGAAAGGAAUUCAGUGUUUCCUGGUAGUGGUUGCCCUACUGUGUGUACCUUGGAUGCUGCUGUUUAAACCACUGGUCCUUCGCCGUCAAUAUUUGAGAAGGAAGCAUUUGGAAGGGCAACCUGUGGAGGCCCCAGUCAGCCCAACCCCGAGCCAACAGGGACUAGAGGCAGCAGCGGCUGCAACAGGAACUCUCAACUUUGGUGGGAUCAGGGUGGGCAACGGACCAACAGAGGAGGAUGCUGAGAUUAUUCAGCAUGACCAGCUCUCCACCCACUCAGAGGACGCAGAUGAGCCUACCGAGGACGAAGUGUUUGACUUUGGGGACACCAUGGUCCACCAGGCCAUCCAUACCAUCGAGUACUGCCUGGGCUGCAUCUCCAACACCGCCUCCUACCUGCGGCUCUGGGCCCUCAGCCUCGCUCACGCGCAGCUGUCUGAGGUGCUCUGGACCAUGGUGAUCCACAUCGGCCUGAGCGUGAAGAGCUUGGCGGGAGGUUUGGCGCUGUUCUUCAUCUUCGCCGCCUUUGCCACCCUGACUGUGGCCAUCCUCCUGAUCAUGGAGGGCCUCUCGGCCUUUCUCCAUGCACUGCGCUUACACUGGGUUGAGUUCCAGAAUAAAUUCUACAGUGGGACCGGUUUCAAGUUCCUACCCUUCUCCUUCGAGCAUAUUCGGGAAGGGAAGUUUGAAGAGUGAGCCCCUGUGAGGGCCAUGUGCCCCACACUGCCCACCCUGCCUCCCCCCACAGUGAGCUCCUCUGCCCGUUGCUUGUGAUCCGCAGGCACCAGGACAUUGGUAUCACCCCAUCUGUGAGUCAUUUAGAUAGAGGAGUCCUCCCUGGGUCUCCAGCACCCCCAGAUUUGUGUGUAGUGCAGCGGUUUGCUGGCUGUCACUCGUACCCACUGGGCACCAGCCUUGCCCUCUUAGCUUCCACCCAGCCAGAGAGCCCCUCCCGCCUCCUGGUGGUGAGUGUCUGUGCAUUCCCAUGCAAUCCUGAAGCCCUUUCAUCUGAGUAUGUGGAUGGAAACAGCACCCAUGCCAUUCACAUCUAGACUUUGAGUUCCCUGCACCUGCAACAGUAGUUUCUAGCAGGAGUAGUGCAGGGAGCAAUACAGGUUCUCCCCUAGAAGGGGACACUGGUAACACAUCCCUCUCGUGGGUUAGCAGGGGUGGGUCCAGGAAGAUGAUAUUUAUGUCCUUUGCCCAACCCGCUCUAGUGCUUGUUUAUCAGGCAUUCAGCUGGACCCAAAUGGGCCAUCAAGAGUGGCUUCUUCCUGUCAUCCCCAGGUCCACACCAUCUUCCUGACCCCACCCUGCACUCCCACCCUCUCCUCUCUGCUGCAGUAUAUGGCACAGCCAGGAGUGCCUGGAGCAGAGGCUGUCUGCUUUGCAGUGCACAGGGCUUCCCUCCCCCGGGCUGGCUUCUUCCCAGGCCUUGCAGGGUCCCUGCCCACAGGCACAGCCUUGAGCAGAGGGUGCAGGCUCUUCCUGGUGGAGAACCUGAGACCUUCCCCACCCCCAAUCAUCAUGUCUCCAGUAUGGGACUGGGGUCCUCUCAGUUCUGCCUGCAGUCUGCCUGCCUCUGUGUCCCAGUGUCCCUCCUCACCUCCACACUGGCCCCAGGUCUCAGGAGGGGUGUCCUGGGCAGGGAAGGUUAGUGUCACUGAUGGUUAGCUGAUUGGAAGCCAUUGGCAGGGCUGCCGUGCAUGUGGCUGUGAGGGCUGCAGAGCCCAGCCGAGGGGCCUCCUCCCUGUCACCCCAAACCUUCUAAUCAUGCGCUGGCAUGGCAGCCCUGGCUGCCCUGGCUAAGUUAAUCCCCACCGCUUUCAGUGGUAGAAAGAAUUCCCUGAGUGGGCCCAGCCAGUGCCCUCCUCCCACCCUGGCUUUUCUGAGUGUGCUACCUGGAGUCCUGGCCUCUCUCCCAGGCUUGGCUGCCCCAGCUUCACUGAAUGCUGGCCCACCAUGACCUGGCCUGACCUUGUGCCGCCCCCUACCCUCGUAUUAUCCCGGGUUUUCAUGGUGAUCUUUACUCUGUUUCAAGUGGGGUUUGAAGCAGAGUUCAGGGAACUCUGCCCAAAGCCCUCCUAUUGAGACAUUUCCUGUGUUGAAUAAAAUGUGUUUGACUCCCCCAGA